UGCCAGUCUGUGAGCUGGAGAGACACUCAAGACGACAGCGGAGGGAAUCUUCAAAAACAAAACUGUUCCUGCAACUUCUGUGGAUGCAAACAUCUUGUUCAAACUUGUGGACUUCUCCUUCUUCCCCGUGAGGAGUUUGAUUUCCUGCCGCGAUGCUUCCCUUCUUCCUCCUGACGUUAGCUGCCACCAUCCAGGCCCACAACCAGCUGCUGCCAGGCUCCUGCAGCUUCGAGACCGACACCUGCGGAUACACGUCAGACGAGGACUUUACGAGCUGGGCCCUGCACGAAGAUGGCCGUUUUGUUGCCGUGGACACCGUGGGCCAGGACGAUGCAGACGCCGGGCCACAGGGAGAGGUCACGGGGGUCACCGGGGUCCUGCUGAGUCCAUCCCUGGAGCAGGACGAGUGGAGCUGCCUGAGGCUCGUCUACCAGAUCGGCGGCUCGGGGAGCGUGGAGGUCCUGCGGCGCACGGAGGGGCGGAGCUUCGACCGGCCGCUGUGGAGCAGCCAGCAGGCCUCGGACAGCUGGGUCAUCUCCAGCAUGGACCUGCAGAACGACACCGAGCCCUACAGGGUCGUGAUCGAAGGUAAACCGGGACGCGGCGCCGGGAGCAGCGUGGCCAUCUUUGAGAUCCACAUCAGCUCUGGACACUGCCUGGAGUGUGACUUUGAGGAGUCCCACCUGUGUGGAUACAGUAAUCAGUGGAAUGCCAACGUGAACUGGUAUGUGGGCGGAGGGGGCCAGCUCCUCCAAAACCACAUCCCACAUGACCACACGUACAACAACAAGACUGGUCACCUGAUGUACGUGGACUCCGUCUACGCCAAAACGUUCAAAGAAGUGGCCAAGCUGGUGUCUCCCAUGACGACGGUGCCGCUGUCCGGCUGCCUGAGCUUCCAGUACCAGCGGAGCGACACGAGGGGGAACCUGUUCUCUGUGUACACCAGGGACCAGCUGGGUCAGUACCAGGACCUGUGGAGGGCGGACACGGAGGUCCAGAGCAACUGGAGCGGCAUGCUGGAGGAGUGGAUACCUGUGCAGGUGGACCUGAAGGCACCAUACUCUGUACAGGUGGUCUUCGAGGUUUCCUUUAACAGCCCGAGAGGCGGACGCGUUGCAGUUGAUGACAUUUCCUUUUCUCCAGAGUUCUGCAGCAAAGACACGGAGCCGACCUUUGACCCCUCCAUCGCCAGCUGCAACUUCGAGUCGGGUUUCUGCAACUACGCCCAGGACCCGGGCGCGGCGGCGUGGAGGAGAGUGUCCGUGAAGCCCAACAUCUUCAGGAGCGGGGACCACACCUCCGGGGCAGGAUACUUCCUGUUGGCUCAUUCCCGGCUGGGCCCGCGCUCCCGCUACGUGAGCCGGCUGACGGGCCCCACUCUGCCCGGCAACAUGAAGUUCUGCCUGAGGUUCUACUACUCCCUGAGGGGCUUCAACCGGACGGACCAGGCGCUCGCCGUGUACCUGCAGCAGCCGCGCGGCGCCCAGGAGAAGGUCUGGACUCAGGGGGAGAAGUCCAGAGGACUCUGGAUCACCGUGGACGCCACCUUCAUGACAUCACAGCCCGCCAAGGUGGUUUUCGUCAGCACCUGCAGGAGCUUCUGGGACUGCGGCUCCGUGGCUUUGGACGACGUCAGCGUGAGCCUCGGAGACUGUGAGCUGACGGCAGGCUCUCUGCCGGGCCACUGUGACUUCGAGGCCGGGCUGUGCGGCUACGCUCAGGACAAGCAGGACGCCGCCGACUGGCAGCGGAGGAGAGGGGCCACCCCGACCUCGUACACCGGCCCCAGAGGAGACCACACCACGGGACUCGGUUACUACCUGCACAUGGAGGCGUCGCCCAUGCUGCCGGGUCAGAGCGUCCGGCUGCUGUCCCGCUCCCUGAGGGGCUCCAAGGGGCCCCAGUGCCUGCGCUUCUACUACCACAUGUACGGCUCGGGGACGGGUCAGCUCGCCGUUCGCCUCCAGAAGGCCGGAGAGGAGGCGGAGCCUCUGUGGCAGCAGAGCGGCGAGCGGAGCGUCGCCUGGCUGAGGGCCACGGUGGAGUACCGGAGCCACAGCCAGCAUCAGAUCGUGUUUGAAGCCACCAGAGGCUCAUCGGUCAGGAGCGACAUCGCCAUCGAUGACAUCAUCUUGGAAGGCGGACCUUGCCCAGAAAUGGACAUCGUGGCCACCGUGGGAACCUCCAAUGAGAUCGAGUAGAAAACGGCGUAGGAUGCAUGGACCCCGUUGUUGUUUUUGCACAUUAGAUUCCUGACCGGAGGAAUGUGGGCGACAGGAAUCUCUCCACGUAGUUCUGUUUUCAUGGAGCAACACACAUCAGCUGUGGCCACAGCGUAGCAGCAGAGGAUGUUUACCUGUGUUUUUCCAACACAUUUAUAUGCAUUAGAUUAAUGCUCAUCGCUCAAAAUAAAGCUAGAAGGUUAUUCAUCAUUGUUUUUUCUCUCCAUCAUUGGCAACCACUAAAGUCGAUAUUUAAUUCUGUAAUAAUCGGGACGGAUGAGUCAUGAUUUUGGCGUAAUUACUGAAAAUUGUGAAAACAUUUCCAACAUGUUAGGCCAACAUAUAAUACAGAACAUACAAGGGCUAUAUUUAUUAUUAAAAUACAAGAUGUUGUCUUACUUGUAAGCUGUAAUUAAUGUACCCAGAUGUUUUUAGUGUGAACAAAUCCACAGUUGUGGCCCAGAUAUCCCGAGAAAGUAAAAAUAAAAGUCUCCUGAACUACACAAGCAUCAA
This is a messenger RNA of Pseudoliparis swirei, 2738 nucleotides long. RefSeq names its product MAM domain-containing protein 2-like. Gene Ontology annotation, biological process: nervous system development. The transcript is spliced from 15 exons. Lineage: Eukaryota; Metazoa; Chordata; Actinopteri; Perciformes; Liparidae. Gene Ontology annotation, cellular component: membrane. The record is from RefSeq and is a predicted model, not a curated record. Bases 153 to 2204 code for a protein of 683 amino acids.